AUGGCUCUGAAAGCUCUUGUCGGUCAAAAGAUUAUGAAUGAGGUGAUCCGCUAUCGCGGACCAAAAGGCAAGGAGUCUCAACGCAUAGAAUGGCGGAUCCUUAUAGUGGACCAACUCUCAAUGCGCAUGGUAUCUGCGUGCUGCAAAAUGCACGACAUCUCGGCAGAAGGAAUUACUUUGGUUGAGGAUAUCCAUAAGAAAAGAGAACCACUAUGCACCAUGGAUGGGAUCUACCUCAUCACGCCAUCAGAGAAGUCUGUACAUGCACUAAUCAAUGACUUCUCGGUCGGUAACCGAAUCAUGUACAAGGCGGCACAUGUCUUCUUUACAGAAGCUUGUCCCGAUGUCCUCUUUGACACAUUAUCGCGUAGUCGUGUAGCUAAAUUUAUUCAAACUUUAAAGGAAAUCAACAUUGCUUUCAUACCAUAUGAACAACAGGUUUUAUGCCCAGAGGAACUGUUCAAUGAACUGUGCAAAUCAACAGCCGCCAGAAAAAUUAAAACUUUGAAGGAGAUUAAUAUUGCCUUCCUACCAUAUGAGAGUCAGGUGUUCUCACUGGAUUCGUCAGAAACCUUCCAGUGCAUGUACAAUCCUGCCCUUGCACAAACACGUAACGCUAACAUGGAGCGUAUCGCGGAACAAAUUGCGACCUUAUGUGCUACUCUGGGAGAAUAUCCUUCUGUACGGUAUCGAAGUGAUUGGGAACGUAACGUAGAGCUUGCACAACUUAUCCAGCAAAAGCUUGAUGCCUAUAAGGCCGAUGAACCGACCAUGGGUGAAGGACCAGAGAAAGCGCGUUCGCAACUAUUAGUGCUAGAUCGUGGGUUUGACUGCGUCUCGCCGCUCUUGCACGAGCUCACUUUGCAAGCUAUGGCCUAUGACUUGUUACCGAUUGAGAACGACGUCUACAGAUAUGAAGCGUCACAGGGGCAGGUGAAAGAAGUAUUGUUGGAUGAAAAUGACGAGCUGUGGGUGGAACUCCGCCACCAGCACAUUGCGGUUGUAUCCACAUCAGUUACUAAGAACCUGAAGAAAUUCACAGAGUCCAAGCGCAUGGGUGGAGGUGACAAGCAAUCAAUGCGAGACUUAUCUCAAAUGAUUAAGAAAAUGCCGCAGUAUCAAAAGGAACUUUCUAAGUAUGCUACUCACUUGCGUCUCGCCGAAGAUUGCAUGAAAGCAUACCAGGGUUAUGUUGACAAACUAUGCAAGGUGGAACAGGAUCUGGCUAUGGGAACUGAUGCAGAAGGAGAAAAAAUUAAGGAUCAUAUGAGAAGCAUUGUACCUGUGUUGCUGGAUCAGACGGUGACAAACUACAAUAAAAUGCGUAUCAUCGCUUUGUACAUCAUGUCGAAAAACGGUAUAUCUGAAGAAAAUUUGAAUAAACUAGUUACUCACGCUCAACUCGAGCCAUCCGACAAACAGGCGCUUUUGAACCUCGCGAAUUUGGGCCUCAAUGUUGUUAUUGAUGGUAACAGGAAAAAGCAAUAUCAAGUUCCAAGAAAGGAGCGUAUCACAGAACAGACUUAUCAGAUGUCUCGGUGGACUCCAGUUAUCAAGGAUAUAAUGGAAGAUGCAAUCGACGAUAAAUUAGACCAACGUCACUUUCCAUUCUUGGCCGGCCGCGCCCAAACUUCUGGAUACCAGGCACCCACCAGCGUUCGCUAUGGCCAUUGGCACAAGGAUAAGGCUCAGCAGACCAUAAAGAAUGUUCCACGACUCAUCGUUUUUGUGGUUGGAGGUAUAUGUUUCUCGGAGAUUCGCUGUGCGUACGAGGUGACUGCUGCCCUUAAGAACUGGGAGGUUAUUAUUGGGUCUUCACAUAUCUUGACACCGGACACUUUCAUCUCAGACCUCAGCUCUCUUACAGCCUAA
Molecule: messenger RNA, 1872 nt
Organism: Parnassius apollo (apollo)
Lineage: Eukaryota; Metazoa; Arthropoda; Insecta; Lepidoptera; Papilionidae
Source: the annotation of a GenBank genome assembly